AUGCUCCAAUCCCGCCUGCGGCCCCUCCCCCGCCGCCACUAUUCCACCAACACACCCAGCGCGCCAGCACCAGACCUGCAAAACGAAGACGCCAACGAGAUCGAAGACGAAUCCUCCGAAGACCUCUUCGGUGCAUUCCUCCCCCACCUAUUCCCAGACGACGCACCCUCCUUCCACGGCGACCCAGGCCAACACCUCCUCUACAGCUCCCCCCGCUAUGGCGACCUAAACAUCAUGGUCCCUAGCUACCCAAGCUCAAGCGAGAAGCGCUCGGAGGAGAUAGCUGCCGGCCAAGCCAAUCCAGAUGGCUCCGUGAACCAGGUCGACGAGGGCCGCAAGCUGUUCGCGCACUUCCUGUGGAGCGCGGCGAUGGUCGUCGCUGAGGGUGUUGAGGAGGCGGAUACACCGACGCCAGAAGGUCAGAUUGAGACGGAGGAUAAGAAGGAGGCAAGAGAGUUGUGGAGUGUUGCAGGCGAGACUGUGCUUGAGUUAGGCGCUGGCGCCGCCCUUCCAUCCGUCGUCUGCGCCCUAGCGAACGCUUCAACCGUCGUUGCAACAGACCACCCCUCCUCCCCCGCCCUCACCGGCGCAAUAACCUUCAACAUUGAGUACAACUUGAAAAAGCGCACGCCUUCAGUCACAGGGAAUGUCUCAAUGCAGCCGCACGAAUGGGGCGUACUGAGCGACGACUUCUCGGUCGCGAAUAAGGGCGCUUUCUCGCGCAUCGUUGCGGCGGAUUGUUUCUGGAUGCCCUCGCAGCAUGAGAACCUUGCGCGCACGAUGCAGUGGUUCCUUGCGCCAGGUGGGAAAGUCUGGGUUGUUGCGGGAUUCCAUACUGGAAGAGCGAUUGUUGCUGGGUUUUUCGAGACGGUGCUUGAGAAUGGGUUUGUUGUUGAGAGGAUUUUUGAGAGGGAUUUGGUUUCCAGGAGGGAGGAUGGUGGUGAGGUUAGGAGGGAGUGGGCGGCUGUUAGGGAGGGGGAGGGGAGGGAGAAUCAGAAGAGGUGGUGUGUUAUUGCUGUUUUGAGGAGGGUUGGGGAGUAG
Penicillium bovifimosum is the source of this 1041-nucleotide messenger RNA. Its product is annotated as putative nicotinamide N-methyltransferase. The record is from RefSeq and is a predicted model, not a curated record. Gene Ontology annotation, molecular function: protein-lysine N-methyltransferase activity. NCBI's taxonomy places the organism in Eukaryota, Fungi, Ascomycota, Eurotiomycetes, Eurotiales, Aspergillaceae. The transcript is spliced from 2 exons. Gene Ontology annotation, biological process: peptidyl-lysine dimethylation. The coding region runs from base 1 to 1041 and encodes 346 amino acids.